AUGAAGUUGAAAAAAUUGAAAUCCAUUUUGGAUGGCGUCGAGACUUUUGACAGCCCGAACGUAGACUUGGAACAAUACCCCACACCCCCUGACAUCGCAGCUGAAAUGUUGCAUCAUGUAUUCUCAUCGGGCGACAUCGAAGGGAAAUUGAUUCUCGAUCUGGGUUGCGGGGGAGGCAUACUUUCUAUAGGGGCCUCGAUCCUUGGAGCGAGCCAAGUUGUGGCGAUCGACAUCGAUUCGGGCCCCUUGGAAAUUUUCCAGUCCAAUCUUGAGGAGUUCGAAGUGACGAACAUCUCCAUGUUACAAGCUAGCGUCUCGCACUUAUCAUCGAUGAUGAGAAUGAAGGCCGACACUGUCAUAAUGAACCCUCCAUUCGGUACCCGGAAUAAAGGAGCUGAUCUCAUGUUCCUCGAGAUAGCUUCUUCAUUGUGCUCUAAGCACAUCUAUUCCCUACACAAAACAUCGACGAGAGAGCAUCUGAUCCGGAAAGCCGAGAAACGCGGCUUGAAAUGCGAGGUCAUCGCCCAACUGCGGUACAACAUCGACAAGAUCUACGGUUUUCAUAAGAGGGACUCCCGAGAUAUUGAGGUGGAUUUCAUUAAAUGCUGGAACGCCCGUCCGACGUGAUCGAGCGCCUACUACCGGCUGGGUCGGUCACUCUGUACAGAAUCCUCUGUGAAAUACUAAAGACUCUGGAAUGUAGAUAUCGACACAGUCUUGCGAGUUCCUUCUGGGAGCCCCCUCGUGUCACCGAUGCAAUGACGGAUA
Molecule: messenger RNA, 768 nt
Organism: Galendromus occidentalis (western predatory mite)
Lineage: Eukaryota; Metazoa; Arthropoda; Arachnida; Mesostigmata; Phytoseiidae
Gene: Mettl5
Product: Methyltransferase like 5
Exons: 4
Coding region: 1-627 (208 amino acids)
Biological process (GO): rRNA methylation
Molecular function (GO): rRNA (adenine-N6-)-methyltransferase activity; nucleic acid binding
Source: RefSeq, a predicted model, not a curated record